AUGACUAAUGUUGAAAUGGAAAGAGUGCCUGAAAACGGAUCAAUCUGUGAUGAUAGCACAGAAGAGGGUGCAGAUGAAAAUAAUCCAGGUUCUUCUAAUAGAUUAAAGACCAAGAAAACCAAGAAACGAGGCAUUGUUUAUCUAUCUACAAUACCUCCAUAUAUGAACGUGGCUAAGAUACGUGAAAUAUUCAGUGAAUUUGGUGAAAUCGGCCGGAUAUACUUGCAGUCCACAAGCAAACCUGGUGAGAAACGGAAACGAGUACCUAACCAAUUUUCAGAAGGAUGGGUAGAGUUUCAAAAGAAGAAAGUUGCUAAAGAAGUUGCAACCAAACUAAAUAACACAAAGAUUGGUACUAGAAAGAGGUCACGGUACUAUGACAUGAUAUGGAAUAUUAAAUAUAUUCCACGGUUCAAAUGGAUUCAUUUGAGUGAAAGACUGGCUUACGAACGAGCUGCAAUGAAACAAAGGCUUAGAGCUGAAAUAUCUCAGGCUAAGAAAGAGGCUCACUACUUACAAACAAAUGUUGAAAAGAGUAAGAAAAUGAAGAAAAAAAAGCUUGUAAAGGGUGAUGAAUAA
This is a messenger RNA of Arctia plantaginis, 579 nucleotides long. Lineage: Eukaryota; Metazoa; Arthropoda; Insecta; Lepidoptera; Erebidae. The record is from the annotation of a GenBank genome assembly.